Messenger RNA from Cladophialophora carrionii CBS 160.54, 2091 nucleotides. RefSeq lists its product as uncharacterized. The coding region runs from base 1 to 2091 and encodes 696 amino acids. The record is from RefSeq and is a predicted model, not a curated record. Gene Ontology annotation, cellular component: membrane. The transcript has a single exon. Lineage: Eukaryota; Fungi; Ascomycota; Eurotiomycetes; Chaetothyriales; Herpotrichiellaceae.
AUGGCAUCCUCGGUGGGCUCCGACGUGUUUGCCUGUCUGGCUCUUUUGACCAUCUCAGUUGGCGUCCUAUUUGUCCUACGGCACUAUCUUCCACUACGAACAACGCCCGCCUUCCUCCUCGUGCCGAUCUUCCUGGCAUUGGUCCUGCCCACGAGCGCCCUUAUACUAGUCCCCAUCGACCUCGCCUCGAGUGCGCGAGAGAGCGAUCAUGGUGGCAAGGGGAUAUGGCUGCCGAAAAGAGCUGUCUUGGUCUCGUGGAGAAUUGUCUACUGGUUGACUUUUGUCUUGACAUGGGUGGUAUUGCCGUUACUGGGAGAAUACAUGGACGCCGGAUAUCGCGAGCCCAAGGCUCGCAUGAUCUACUCCCUCCGAUCGAACGGCCGGUACCAGCUCAUCGUCCUCUCCUGCGCCAUCGCCGGCUUGGUGUACAUGAUCUUCUCGUAUGGCUUCGAUUUCACCGCCAUCAGAGCUUUGGUCAUGGCGCUGGCCUACGUGUGGGGUCUGGCUCUUGCCAUCUACCUGAUGGGUCACGGACUUGUCGCGAUUCCAAGGGGGAUCUUCCGCAAAGCAGACAUUAGUGGUAGCCUGCGUCGGGUACAGGGUCAAGCCCCGAGGAUCCAUGAGAAGCUCGAGGAUGCCAUCGUUGCGCUCGAUGAGCUGGAGGCGCAGGUGAUGCAGCUGAAGCAGAGGAAAACAGGGAGCGCCAGAGAUUUCCAAGAAUGGAUUGACGAAUUGGUCGAUGUAACUGGCCAGCCCGAGAACCGCGUCUUCUCGAAUGUGACAACCACAGACGCGUCGAAUAAAGUCCCUGCUGUCAUUACGGAGAGGUACAUGGCCGACUUGAGCCGGCGACUCAUUCGAGCCAAACACCGACGAGCAAGGUACAUCCGCGAAUGGGACCACAUCGUCCAAAGCGCAUCAGACCUCCAGGCCAUCCUCGACUCCAAAGCCUCCAAGAAACUUGAUUUCGGUCGAACCGCCUCUUCCGGUUACAGCUUCCCCGUUAUGACCCCGACGAUGCGCUAUCACCUCCACGUUCACAUUGUCCCUGCUUUGAGGGUCGCUCUUGGUGGCGUCUUCUCUCUCGCCUCCGUCUCAAUCCUCUGGUCUGAAAUCAUUAAAUUCCCGGCUCCACAUCUGUCCGCCGUCAGCCUCACAGUAAUCCACCGCCCUUCUGAUAAGAACUAUCAGAUCGGCUUUGGCGGCCAACUCAUCGCCUCACUAUGGAUAACGUACAUGUGUGUGUGCGCCCUCUCCUCGAUGAAUGACGUUCCCACCUGGAACCAGCGCGCCUUGGUCAAACGCAACACCUAUGCUGAAUCCGCGUGCUGGUACGCCGGACAGAUUGCGAAACUCACCGUACCACUCGCUUACAACUUCCUGACUUUCCUUCCCAAGGAUAUUCAUCAGAAUUCGACCUUCUACGAUUUCUUGGGCAGGUUGAUCAAUCUAACACCGCUGGGGACGUGGUUUGAUUACCUGUUUCCUAUCUUCAUUCUCAUCCCAGUGACCAUGACGUUAUUUAAUCUAUACGGCAAGAUCAAGAACGUACUGGGCUUCGGAUUCAUCGAGAUCGAAGAGGACGAAGAGGACAAUCCUUCGGGUUUCGGCACAGGAGGAUGGCGAGAAGGCAGGGAUCUGAUUGCGAGAGAUUUGCAAGGUCAUCGGCCCGCUGGUGCGAGUAACUUGGGCAUCACAGAUUCUCCACGGACGUCGUUAGACACCUCACGACCGAGGGUCGCUCCCAGUAGGUCGGUCCCGCCUUCGGCGCGAGGUCAAGGAGCGAGCUCAGCGACAGCGGGCGGGAGGUUUAGAGAUAGACCGGCCCUUGAUCCCGAACCUGAAGAAGAGAAUUUCUUCACCUUGUUCGGGCGGAGGAUGAAGAACACGUUUGACACCAUCGACACGCCGAAAUGGAUGCAAGGUGGUGCCGGCGGAGGAGGCUUCAAAACACCAAAGUGGCUGGGCGGGCCCGGCGAUCAGUCGACGGCAGGACAGCAGAGCGGCAGUGGAAGCGGAGGCGCCUCAAGCGGGAACAACAUCCUAGGACUUUUCGGCGGAAGGUCCAACGAUGGGAGGAUCACGAUCUGA